Molecule: messenger RNA, 2098 nt
Organism: Rhipicephalus sanguineus (brown dog tick)
Lineage: Eukaryota; Metazoa; Arthropoda; Arachnida; Ixodida; Ixodidae
Product: sulfotransferase 1C4
Exons: 2
Coding region: 243-1220 (325 amino acids)
Biological process (GO): sulfation
Cellular component (GO): cytoplasm
Molecular function (GO): sulfotransferase activity
Source: RefSeq, a predicted model, not a curated record
UGAUUAUCACGUCGGAAAUGUGCACGGCCUCGUUAAGGCGCGGUCGCGCUGGGGCCUUCUAGCGUUACCGAGAGUUUCUGGGGAGGCGACGCAAGUUUCCGUGACACGCGACUCCGCGGUUCCGUCAGCGCCGAAGCAGUCGUGCGCGUUCUGUGACGACGGUCGGCCGAACCACGAAGUAGCGACGCUUACGCCGGCAACCGGCCAGUAGCACACGUGCACCUUCAGACCGAAAGUCAUACAUGAACGUUCCUGGCAAGUCCAAUAUGGGCGUCGUCGACGUCCGCAUCCCCAACGGUCCACUGUACCAGGACAUGGACGGCGUCCUAAGGCUCAGCCGAAACUUCACGGUGGAAAUGCUGCGCUCCGCGCUCAGCUACAAGCCGCAGCCGGAUGACAAGUUCGUCGUCACGUUUCCCAAGUGCGGAACCACGUGGACUCAGCACAUCGGCUUCUUGAUCUUCAACAAAGGCGUGCCCCCGUCCAGCGGGCUGGAGUUCUUCCACAGAAGCCCCUUCAUCGAGAUGAUCGGAGCCAACAGCGUGAGGGACAUGACGCGGCCAGGUGUGAUCAAGACGCAUCUUCCCUACCACCUAAUGCCCAUGCAUCCGCAGGCCAAGUACCUCUACGUCUGCCGCAACCCCAAGGACACGUGCGUGUCUAUGUUCCACCACACGCGAGGCUUCACCGGAUACGACUUCGCCGACGGCAAGUUCGACGACUUCUUCGAGGUCUUCGUCACCGGCCAGACCGACUACGGGGACUACUUCGAUCAUGUCCAGGGUUGGUACGAGCACCGCAGUGACCCGAACGUUCUGUUCCUGCAUUACGAGGACAUGAAGGCCCGGCCGCGAGAGAGCGUGCUCCAGAUCGCCGAGUUCUUCGACAAGACGUACCACAAGUUGUUGCUGGAGAACGAAGACAUACUGCAGAACGUGAUCAAGUACAGCGACGUCAAAUCUAUGCAGGACUACGCCUCGCGGAACUUUGCCAACUUCUUCACGAAACAAAUAGAGAAAAAGGCGCCCGAGGGUCUCAGGGUCUUCCACGAGGUGUCCCAGAAGAACCCUUGCACUGCUAGCUUCAUUCGUAAGGGUAUUGUCGGCGACUGGAAAAAUCAUUUCUCUCCAGAACAAAACGCCAGGCUGGAGAAGAAGACUCUGGAGCGACUGUCCAAUACUGACUUGGUGGACACGUGGCGAAAACACGGUGUGAUGUAGCGAUUUGCGGUAUAAAUCCCCGCAUGUCAUUCAAUAUUUCCUAUCCUUUCAAACUGGGCCAGUCGUAUUUAUAUUCAGAGACACUUUUAUUUGUACUCCUAACUACCCCGUACCUCAACAAUGCGUUUUCUAUUUUCCAGCAGAGGAACCUAUGCCGCUGCACUUGUACACAUCAAUCACGAAAGAUUAACUCGAAUAUGCGGCUGAGCUCGUGACCUAAUAAUUUCCGAGCCAAAAAAAGCUCUUUUGGUGUGUGUUACAACUGCACGAUGCAAAAAGUCAAAGAAUGCACGAGAAACACAGAUGUCCUGAAGUGUUAUCCUUAACUGAAAUGCACACUUAGUUACAAAAAAGAAAAUCAACGUAUACGAAAAGGAUACUUGAAGUACACAUCUACCACACCAUUUUAUGUUGAUGUUUGUACAUAUACUACAAGAGUGAUGUAAUCUGUAUCUCAUAUUGAACAGAAGUACAUGCUUAAGCUCUGCAGGUUAUUCCUGCAGAUGCUGGAAGAUAAUUACGUUUUUUGCGCCAAACGUUUCUUUCUUUUUAGUCUAUCCGGCGCUCGUCUGUGUUUUAUGUGUCUCCUGUCUUCGUCCAAGUCGCGCUGCAUUUAUCCGAGUAUGUACCAACUCGCCCAAGUCAAAGUUUUAUUGGAACAGAUUUCUUCUACAUUGGGCCCCUUUCUAUCCGGCGCUCGUCUGUGUUUUAUGUGUCUCCUGUCUUCGUCCAACUCGCGCUGCAUUUAUCCGAGUAUGUACCAACUCGCCCAAGUCAAAGUUUUAUUGGAACAGAUUUCUUCUACAUUGGGCCCCUUUCUAUCCGGCGCUCGUCUGUGUUUUAUGUGUCUCCUGUCUUCGUCCAAGUCGCGCUGCAUU